This is a messenger RNA of Diospyros lotus (date-plum), 2266 nucleotides long. RefSeq lists its product as uncharacterized. The record is from RefSeq and is a predicted model, not a curated record. The transcript has 2 exons. Bases 312 to 1967 code for a protein of 551 amino acids. Lineage: Eukaryota; Viridiplantae; Streptophyta; Magnoliopsida; Ericales; Ebenaceae.
GAGAGAGAGAGAGAGAGUAGGAAGAAAGAAACAGAGACCCAAUCUAAGGUUGAAGGAGAAGAGAGAUCAGAACAGCUCACCUCUCUUUGACAGCUGAAAACCCACCUUCCAAAUUAAUCCACUUCUCACCCUAGAAAAUCUUUAAUUUUGUUGAAGUACCAUUCAAGAAACCAUCUUGCUGCCGGCCUCUAAAACCUUGAUUUUCUCUCGCUUCUGGGUCAUCCUCCUCCCUCAGAUUCAGUGCAGGACCCGCCGAAGCUGCCUUCGUACUGGGUUCUGAGGUCUAAGUUUGGGAUUUAAGGAAAUCCAUUAUGUUCAGGCAGUCCCCGCGUAGUAGGAACCAGAGAUCUAGAGGUUUCAAGGUGAAGCAUGCCGUGCAGAUAUGCCUGCUGAUUGGAGUUGGCAUAUGGCUCCUUUACCAAGUUCAGAACUCGAACAAGAAGAAGGGUGGUUCCAUUGAAGGCAGCUCAAAAGUCUCUGAGAAGCUGAGUAACGGGGAUCAAUUUCUGAAAUUAGGUAGGAAGGGCCUUGAUCCUGGAUCAGGGGAAACAGUCAUCAAGGACCAGAGGCACAAAGAGGAAGAGGACGAAGAAGACAAUGAACAUCGCCACGACGAAAGCAAGCGUGAAGAUGGUGAGGAUAAAGGAGAGGGAGGUGAGAAUGGAGAGAACGUUGUAGAGAGAGAAAAUGAGACCGAAAGUGAAGCAAAGGAAAAGGAGAUGGACGGAAAUGAUGAGACUGAAAAAGGAGGUAACAGAGAAGAGAAGAGUGAACAAAGUGAAAGUGAAGGUGAAGACAAGGAAAUAAAAGAGGAGAAGAGCAGAGGGAAUGAUGUUGAAGAGAACAAAGAGGGGGAGAAUGAAGAAAAGGAAAAUAAGGAAGAGACCAGGGGGGCUGACCACGAAGAGAAAGAGAAGGAAGAAAGCAAAGAAGUCCAGACUGAAGAAAAGGAGGGGCAAGAUGAGAAGGUUGAGGAUUCGGGCACAUCUGAUCAACCUGAUGAUCAGGUUAGCAAUCGAACUGAUGGGACGAAUGAAGGGGCAGGAAGCGAAGAUCGUAAAGAAGGGGUUUCCUCUGCUGGAGCUGUCGAGGAUUCGAGCAAUACAACUGCAAGUGAGAAAGGAGAUGUGGAGCGCUCCAAUGGCCAAGAGCAGCCACAAGACAAAGGAGAUAAGAAAGAAGAGGAGAGCAAUACAAAUCAGAAUGAAUUGAGAACUGAACAGACUAAUCCUUCGGAUACAAUGGCCAAUGAGGGGAAGGGGAAUGAGAAGAACCCAGUUCAGACAGCGGAUAGCUCCAAUUCCAAUACAACCGGAACAGAAGAAUCGGAUCAACACCGGCAAGAGAACAAUGAAUCUGCAGCAUCUACCGGAGAAACAACAUCAUCUGAUUUCACUCCACAGCAAAAUGAAACAGGAGGAAAUGCAGUAUCUGAAGGGGAUAAUACGCAUACCGGUACAGAAGAACAAUCUGAAACAACGAACACGCCUUCCUCCACAACCGAGAACGGGGCUGAAACUUCAAUUUCAUUUCCGGAUUCAAAUGGGGAACAUGCAGUUUCUUCCAAUGAUGUUGGCUCUGUCAGUUCGGAUGGGCAGAAUGCAGAGUCCGAUGCAUCUGCAACGCGAGAGACUGAUUCUGAAUCUGCAUCCACAACAAAUGAGAGUGUUAGCACAGAUCAGCACAAGGAUUCGAAUGAUAAUUCCGGAGCAGGAGGAGCUGAAGAAAAGAUGACAAACUCGGAUAAAACCGGCAACUCAGAGACUAGCCAAACCGAAGCAGUUAAUUCAUCAUCAGCGGUCCCUCAAGACGGGAAAGAGACUACCUCACAGGCGACUGACAAUGCUCAAGUUGAUUCUUCCCAUCCUGCAGGCCAACAAGAAGGGGGAAAUGCUGCCAAAGGAUUGGAAACAUCGGCAGAAAUCAAAGCUGAAGGAAACAACAACAAUGAGUCAGUUGCAGCGUGAGUGAUGCCUCUCCACCUUCACCAGGAAUAAGGUUGGCUUAUCAUCAGAUGGCCAUCUGUAGCAGUUAAUGUUGCUUUGUCUUCUACAUCUUCCAUUUCUUCAUUUGCAGAGGUAGUCCAGCAAAGCGUGGAAAAAUUCAACCUUUGUUUUGCAGCACUACUAGUGUGGCAAAACAUGAUCUCCAGGCUGUUUGGCUUAGCCUUUUUUUCUUUUAAGGGGCUUAUAAGUUUUUAUAUUUUUUAAAUUGUGUAAAGUUUAAAAGUUGAGUUUAGUUUAAAUUCCUAAAGUGUUUAGAUAAA